Lactuca sativa (garden lettuce) is the source of this 2990-nucleotide messenger RNA. Its product is annotated as ARM repeat superfamily protein. Gene Ontology annotation, molecular function: microtubule binding. NCBI's taxonomy places the organism in Eukaryota, Viridiplantae, Streptophyta, Magnoliopsida, Asterales, Asteraceae. Gene Ontology annotation, cellular component: microtubule. The record is from RefSeq and is a predicted model, not a curated record.
AUACCUUGCAUUUCGAAUUCGAAUCCACACUCUCAAAAGCGCGAAAACAGAGGUGCUACGACUCACCUCAUUUCAAAUUUCAACAAUAGAAUACCUCCAUUAAAAUAUCUCCUUCAAUGCCUAUGGAUUCGCUUCUAAUUCCUCACUCCUUGAUGCAGAUAAUCUCCCCCAUUCCGGCUUGAUGCCGUACGAUUCAAUCUUGGAUCAUUCUGGGCCUGAUCUUCAUCUAGGUACUGAUUUUUAGUAGUACGACGAUGCUUUCCAUGAUCAACUGAUGCAUUCCAAAUUCCACACCAUUUUAUUUUCUGUUUAUUGAUGGAACUUCAGUAACAGCCAGGCCUAUACUAAGAAUUUGUUGAAGGGGCUUAAGAAUUAAGAUGAAGAUGCAUGCUCCAUUGAAAUCGAAAGGGAUAACCACUAGGGUUAGCAACCAACAUGUGAUCUUUGAGCUAAAACAACGUGUUAUUCUCGCAUUAAACAAGAUUGCUGACAGAGACACAUAUGAAAUUGGGGUUGAAGAACUUGGAAGAACAAUCGAGAGUUUAACUCCAGAUGGGGUUUCACCAUUUUUGUCAUGCAUUCUAGACACCGAUUCAGAGCAAAAGAUAGCUGUUCGAAAGGAAUGUAUAAAAUUAAUGGGCACCCUCGCAACAUUCCACCAAGAUCUCAUUAUCCCACACCUGGGCAAAAUGGUAAUUAGUAUAGUUAAACGACUCAAAGAUCCAGAUUCUGUUGUGAGAAAUGCUUGUAUUGAGACUAUGAGUAUUUUGGCAUCCAAAUUGAGCACUACUGAUAAUGAGCAAGAGGGAAGUUUUGUUUUACUAGUGAGACCUCUUUUUGAAGCAUUAGGUGAUCAAAAUAAACAUGCUCAAUGUGGCUCAGCAUUGUGUUUAUCACGUGUAAUUGAUCAUACGCGGGACCCACCUGUAUCUAUUCUACAACGUAUGUUGAUAAGAACUACAAAGAUGCUGAAGAAUCCACACUUCAUGGCUAAACCAGCCAUGAUUGAGUUAAACAGAAGUAUCAUUCAGGCAGGAGGUGCUUCAACACAAACUACUUUAAAUGCUGCAAUGAGUAGCAUCCAAGAAGCUCUUAAGAACAGUGAUUGGAGAACAAGAAAAGCUGCAUGUGAAGCGUUGUUAGAACUUGCUUCAACUUCAACCAAUGGAUCAUUCUCUGAUUCUAUCAAAUCAUCUUGCAUUCGUUCACUUGAAUUAUGUCGAUUUGAUAAGGUCAAACCAGUUAGGGAUACAGUACUUCAGGCUUUACAACUCUGGAAAAGUCUUCUGGGAACUGAUGCAUCUGAACUUUCAGAAGCUGGAUCUUCUAUAAAAGGUGAUUACAGUGAAUCUAAUAAAAAAAGGGUUCCUCUUUCUGUUAGGAAAACAGGUAUAAGUUAUGUAGAAAGUCCUCAAAAUUCCAAUACAAAAGAUUGGCAAAUAGAAGUGAAUGUCCCAAAAACACGUAACAUCUCAUUAGCAUACACUCGUGAUGAAGAAUCCGAGGGUAGUUCUGUCACAAAAACAUUCGAAAGGACUAAAUCCGACAUCACAUCGAUUCAAGAUACCGGAUACGAAUAUGUGCCCAUGGAUGACAAACAAGAAUCCUCUUCGGUAACAGUCAUCGGCGAUGAUCAUGUGAAGGGCAAUUUCGUAAAAUCAAAUCAAAAUGAAAUCGAGGAAGAAGCUAGUACUGAAGAACAGAGGUAUUUUCCAAAGGGUCAAGAUCGGAAAAGCCUCGAUUCAUCUGUGACUGAAUCAAGUUCGAUAAUUGGGCAUGAAUCGCGUGGUUGUUGUGUGCAAACAGCAAAAGAAAUGUCUUGCAUUCGAGAGAAGCUUCUAGAAAUUGAAUCCAAACAAUCGAAUCUCUUGGAUUUGUUGCAGGUGUUUGCAAGAAAGACAAUGGAUAGCUUAUCCAUGAUUCAAUCAAAAGUCUCCACUUUAGAAAACGUAGUGGAUCGAAUGUCAGAAGACAUAACUAACAAUGGAAGAACAUAUUCCGAUUCCGCCCCUAAAUUUUUAAAAAAGAAUUCCACCAUUCCUUCCCCUAGACUCUCAACAUGCACCCCAAGAUCCUCUGUGGACAGGAAAUCACCAUUACAGACUAUGAGAAAAUCCGAUUCCUGGGAAGAAGGCUCAUGGAUGGAUCCAAGGGUAGUAAAAACAAGUAGAAAUCCUGUAAAAAAGGGAAUGCAUGGAGUUCGGAAUGGAAUUGGUGAUUCCGGUUCUGGUCGGAAUGGGAUCAGUGAUUCCGGAUUUGGUUCGAGUGUCAGGAAUGGGAAUGGGAAUGGUCCGUUUGAAAUUGUGAAAGGUUAUUUAAUACAAGGGGAUUUAGACUCGGCUUAUGUUGAAGCUUUGAAUUGUGGUGAUGAAUUGGUUUUAGUGGAUCUUCUUGAUAAAACGGGGCCCGUUUUGGAAAGUUUAUCGAAUAGAACUGCAAAUGAUGUUCUUGGCACUUUGGCUUUCUUCUUGUCUGAACAACAAUUCAUGAGUUCAAUAAUCCCUUGGCUCCAACAGGCGGUUGACUUAAGUAGUGGGCAUGGAGCAAAUCAGCUUGUACUGACAGCAAAAGCAAGGAGGCAAUUCUUGAGUGCAAUUCAGGAAGCUGUAAACAUGGAAUUCCCAAAUGCUAUGGAGAGGAGAUCAAUUACACAAUUGGUAUCAAGAUUGCAUCAAGUUUGGGGGAAAUGAUAGCAUAGAUUACUUAGUGGUUGGAAGUUGAAGCUUGAGUUCUUGUUAUGUAUUCUAGUUGAUUGAUUGUAUGUUUAAAGGCAAUAUUGGAAACAUGCCAUGAUGUUUUUGUUUCAUAGUGAGAUGCAAAAAAGUUUUUUUUUGCAUCACAUUUUUUUUUUUUUUGUGUACUAAGCUAUUGAAAUGUACAAUAGGCAUCGUGUUGCUAAGCUUUUUAUAUGUGAAACGUGUAACUCAAUCUUACAUACAACUUGGAAAAUGUAUAAAAAAAACAAUGAACAAUCAUCGGAUAUCAUAUCA